Hymenoscyphus albidus is the source of this 825-nucleotide messenger RNA. Lineage: Eukaryota; Fungi; Ascomycota; Leotiomycetes; Helotiales; Helotiaceae. The record is from the annotation of a GenBank genome assembly.
AUGUUAAGCAACCUCUUAUUCAUUCUGCUUCUUAGUCUUGGCGCAAGUCUUACCCUCGCGAGGCCAGGAAAACUAGAAGACCUUGAGAGAUUUGGGCUCCCAGAUGGAUUGAGCCUCGGUGAAUUUCUGGAUGGCAAAAACCAGAAUCGACGGCAAACUUCGCUCGGUUCGACCAAUCAACAUUCAAAGGCGGCCUUCCUGACUGCAGUGCCACCGGUGACCCUAGCUAUGCAUCAGGCCCAAGCAAGUACAAAGAUGGUUAGGGUGUUUACCCCGACUCUUUUUGCGACAAUGGCCUAUACACCUUCAAGAAUCAUUGCUGGACUGAUCAGUUCUUUGUCGAACACCAAGUCGAAUACAGUGAUUGUGAGUAAACUCUACCCGAAACCAAGCCCACGCACCUCCAUGAACGAACUCUUUUCGCUGACUGCUCGUCAAGGGAUUAAUACCGGCAAUGCGGUUGAUUGCAAAACAACGAGCACUUGCUCCCAACUAUCGAUAUCACUGAACCAGUCCUGUGUGGCAAACGGAAAGAGCUGGGACAAUGCUGUACAGGUCUCAUUUGAAGGCAAACUCGGGAAGCUAAAGGAGGUACUGGAUAUCGGGGGAGGCCUUUCUUUGAGCCACAACGCAGGGGGAUCCGAAGUAACCACAAUAUGCAACGCCAAAUCCGAUACAAGCUCCUGCUCCUGGUCCGACCAAGGUUGCCACGUCAUCUGGAAGGCUAAGCGUAACCGCCGAAUCCACGGGUACUUUCGCCGAUCUUGCGAUAAACCACGGAGUGGGACGAACAUGCCUGACACCCAACCGCGCGCGGACGGCUAG